This is a messenger RNA of Amblyraja radiata (thorny skate), 3464 nucleotides long. RefSeq names its product paired box protein Pax-6. Gene Ontology annotation, molecular function: RNA polymerase II cis-regulatory region sequence-specific DNA binding; DNA-binding transcription factor activity, RNA polymerase II-specific. The record is from RefSeq and is a predicted model, not a curated record. Bases 626 to 2035 code for a protein of 469 amino acids. NCBI's taxonomy places the organism in Eukaryota, Metazoa, Chordata, Chondrichthyes, Rajiformes, Rajidae. Gene Ontology annotation, biological process: anatomical structure development; regulation of transcription by RNA polymerase II. The transcript is spliced from 12 exons.
GUUGCAUUCAGUACUUCUCUCCCUCUGCAUAUUUUUUUUUUGUGUGUGUGGGUGUUGUGUGUGUUUAAAACUUUUUUUUCGGGGCCCACAAAGAACAUUUUGCCCCGGGGGGAAAUAACGCCCGUAUUAGUGCGUGUUAAUCCCAACUGCGCUAAUUGAGUUUGCAACGAAAGAGGGAGAGAGAGAGAGAAAAAAAAUCACCAUCGUCUCCUGCGGAUUUUAGAAAGGAACCGACUUUAUCUUCUUCUAAUUUUUGUUUCUUGAGAAGCAACGAAAUCUCUCGUCCCAACAAGUUACAGAAAAGAGACGAAUCCGAAGAAGCGAGCAUUUUUUAUUAAACGUCCGCAAUUUAAAAACAAAAAAGGUGGAGAUUCAUUUAAAAUUGUCUUAAAAAGAACGGCGGGGCGGAUUCUACCCUACAAAUAAUCACAGUCUGACUAAUGCACCAUUGUUUCCAGCUAAUUUGCAAAGAUCUGGAAGCUGUCCCCAUUCCAGCAGCCGAACGACAAGGAACGGAGGGAAGACUUUAACUAGUGGUAAACAGAUGUCUGUGGCCACUGAUUGCCAACACAGCUUUGAGAACACUGUAAGCAAGCCACGUGGGACAUUGGUGUAACAAUUCAACAUGCAGAACAGUCACAGUGGAGUGAACCAGCUCGGCGGUGUGUUUGUUAAUGGUAGACCACUGCCUGAUUCAACUCGACAAAAAAUAGUGGAACUUGCCCACAGUGGAGCCCGGCCUUGCGAUAUUUCGAGAAUCCUGCAGACCCAUACUGAUGCAAAAGUCCAAGUAGUGGAUAAUCGAAAAGUGUCCAACGGUUGUGUCAGUAAAAUCCUGGGCAGAUACUAUGAAACAGGAUCCAUCAGACCUCGGGCAAUCGGAGGGAGUAAGCCAAGGGUAGCAACUCCUGAAGUUGUGUCUAAGAUCGCUCAGUACAAACGCGAGUGCCCCUCGAUCUUCGCCUGGGAAAUUCGAGACAGAUUGCUCUCUGAGGGGGUCUGUACUAACGACAAUAUACCAAGUGUGUCAUCGAUAAACCGAGUCCUUCGCAACCUGGCUAGCGAAAAGCAACAAAUGGGAGCAGAUGGAAUGUAUGAUAAGCUGAGGAUGCUGAACGGGCAGACAGGUGCAUGGGGUACCCGACCAGGCUGGUACCCGGGCAGCUCCGUACCAGGGCACCCAAACCAAGAUGGAUGUCAGCAACAGGAAGGAGGCGGCGAAAAUGCCAAUUCUAUCAACUCAAACAGCGAUGAUUCAGACGAGGCGCAGAUGAGACUUCAGCUGAAGAGGAAGCUGCAGAGGAACAGAACAUCUUUCACCCAGGAACAGAUCGAGGCUCUGGAGAAAGAAUUUGAAAGAACUCAUUAUCCCGAUGUGUUUGCCCGAGAACGAUUAGCAGCCAAAAUUGAUCUACCUGAAGCUAGGAUACAGGUUUGGUUCUCCAACAGACGAGCAAAAUGGAGGCGAGAGGAAAAGUUGAGGAAUCAAAGGCGACAAGCUAGCAACACGCCGAGUCACAUCCCCAUCAGCAGCAGUUUCAACACCAGUGUUUACCAGCCUAUCCCACAGCCCACCACUCCUAUUUCCUCUUUUGCCCCGGGCGCAAUGCUUGGCCGGGCAGACACGUCUCUUACUAACACUUACAGCGCGCUGCCACCAAUGCCCACUUUCAGCAUGGCAAACAACCUGUCUAUGCAAGUAAGUAUGGAGCAGAGCAAACAGAGUCAAGAGCCAUUCAAUGCUUUCUCUACGGCAUGCACAAACGGAUCUUGUGUUUUCCAUUUAUUUUUCGACAAGUCGCCCGUAUCCAGCCAAACGCCGUCAUAUUCCUGUAUGCUGCCCACCAGCCCGACAGUCAAUGGACGCAGCUAUGACACGUACACGCCGCCUCACAUGCAGUCACACAUGAAUCCUCAGACCAUGGGCACUUCCGGCGCCACAUCCACAGGACUUAUUUCCCCUGGUGUGUCUGUUCCUGUUCAAGUGCCGGGGAGUGAGCCGGAUAUGUCCCAAUACUGGCCGCGACUGCAGUAAAGGGCAGGGUGGAUGGACAGAGACUAUGGAGAGUCGGACCCCCAGCAGUAUUUGUUUUCCAAGAAGUGACUCUGAAGGUAUCUUUGUUCUGGGACUGCGACCAAUACACUCAACUUUGAGAAGACUCACGUCGACGUCUUGUAGCGGACGUGUGAAGUCGAUGGAACAAACGUCUCAUUGUCCCCCCCGGCUCCCGAAAUUCUUCUCUCUGUGUAUUAUUUGUAAAUGGACAUUCCUCUAUGUUUAAAACAAGAACAACGUGACUCGAUGGACCUUUGGUAUACGUGGCUCAUGGGAUAAUUACAAGACGCCAUGGACAACAUAGCAGUCAAGAAUUAGGCCGCCAUCGAGUGCUUUUACCAUGACGUUUCUAGAUGUAUGGACUUCGAUGUUACCAACUCGUACCAUUGCAUUACACUAAAUAUUGGUCAAUUUUAUUUUGGGGAUGGGAGGGAGGGAUGGGAGGGAUGGGGCGGGGGAAGGGAAGCCAACUUUAGUUGUGUAUAAGCGAACUCUAUCUGUUUGGGUUUGCCCAAGGUCGUUGACAAAUAAGUUUAUGUUCAAAGGUAAAAGAACUUCAAGGAAGUGGACAAUUUGGUAGAUAAAGGUAGAUUGUGUCUUCGAUAUAAUCCAUUUGUUAUGUCGAAAUGUAAGUAUGUGUCUUCCCUAGAAAUCUCCCAGAAUGAUUUCUAUAAUAAAGUUAAUUUCGUUUAUAUUCACCCGAAUACGCUAGAGAUGAUUUAUGUCCACCCCACGCAUCAUUAUAGUCAACAACUUUCUAUUUUUUCUUCGUUAACACCGUGCAAGCUAGUUGUUCUGAUAUUUGUAUAUAGGUAGCUGUCACGUUCAAAGUUUAUUUCGUGCAAGUGAAACGAUGUUCCCGACAAAAUUAAACUGGUUACCAAGAGAUUUACAACAUUAUAAGUGUUUCAGUUACGUCGGAUUACAUAUCAUAGCUUCGAUCAAGAGACAUCUGCAAACCGUACCAAAGCAUACAUUUCAGUUAUCACCUGCCUCCUUGUUAAACGCAGUAUUGUGUUGAUUUUUUUUAAAUUUUAAAAUAAAUUCAGAGGGAGUGAAUCGAUCCCUUACUUUGGAAAGGCUAUCUUUACUUGUUCAGCGAUAUUUUUUUAUGGAAAGUAAAAUAAAUGCUAUGUUAAUGGAGUUAUCAAGGAAUUCAUAAACCGAUCAGACGUUGGAAUUUUACAAUAAUUCUUGGCUGAGUGAGUUCAUAAAUGUAACUGGUGGUAUUCACAUUGUAGAUGCAGUACGCUUUUUUUUUUUAAAGUUCUGGCUUAAACACUGUAAUUUUUUUUGUUGUUCAUACAGAAUACAGCUACUAGCAGAAACAAAAAAACCCUGUAAAAAUGUACAUAUUUUGUACAAGUAUUAAAAUGUCGAUUGAAGGGUGACACCCCUAAAUUAUCAA